Messenger RNA from Saccharomycopsis crataegensis, 1305 nucleotides. RefSeq names its product glycosyltransferase family 15 protein. Gene Ontology annotation, molecular function: alpha-1,2-mannosyltransferase activity. Bases 1 to 1305 code for a protein of 434 amino acids. The transcript has a single exon. Gene Ontology annotation, cellular component: Golgi apparatus; membrane. Gene Ontology annotation, biological process: cell wall mannoprotein biosynthetic process; protein N-linked glycosylation; protein O-linked glycosylation. Lineage: Eukaryota; Fungi; Ascomycota; Saccharomycetes; Ascoideales; Saccharomycopsidaceae. The record is from RefSeq and is a predicted model, not a curated record.
AUGAACGGACGUUCUUUGCGGAUCAAGACUAAAGCAAAAACUCCGCUCUUCUUCAGAAGAAGGAUCAUCGUACUAUUGGGGAUAUUGGCGUUAGUGUCCUUCUCGGUAUAUCAGUUUGGAGGACCCUCUAAUUCUACCAUUCAAAUUGUGGAAUCUGGAGUCAAACAACCCAGUGAAGAAGAAGAAUAUAUUAACGACUCAAUAAAGGAGUUGGACGAAGAACUUGGAGUCGAGUUACAGGAGACAGUAUUUGACUACGAACGAUCUAACGCUACUUUUUUCACUUUGGCAAGAAAUGAUGACCUCAAAGGUAUUCUUAGUGCCAUCAGAAGUGUGGAAGAACGGUUCAACCAUAACUAUCAUUACGACUGGGUGUUUGCCAAUGAUGAAACAUUCACUCAAGAAUUUAUCCAGUUAACUUCAGGGGCGGUAUCAGGAAAUCCUACCUAUGUCAAGAUCCCAAAAGAAUUCUGGAGUUAUCCAUCUUGGAUAGAUCAAGAUUUGGCCGCUGAUGUUCGAGACCAAAUGGAGGCUGAUAAUAUCAAAUAUGGGAAUCUGGAAUCCUAUAGACACAUGUGUCGAUUUAAUUCUGGGUUUUUCUAUAAGCUUCCAGCAAUGCAAAAGUAUAGGUACUAUUGGAGAGUGGAACCAGACAUUCUGUUCAACUGUAAUAUCGACUAUGAUCUCUUCAAAUACAUGGAAAGCAAUAAUAAAGUAUAUGGCUUUACCAUGGCACCUUACGAAAUCCAUACAACGGUACUUAGCUUGUGGUCGGUGGUCCAGAAUUUUACCACCUCUUACCCCCAAUAUGUUUCAGAUGACAAUAACUCCGAGCUUUUAACAGACGAUGAAGGUGAAACUUUCAAUAUGUGUCAUUUCUGGAGUAAUUUUGAGAUUGGUGAUAUGGAUUUUUACAGAACUGAAGCGUAUGAAGAUUUUUUCGAGUAUAUUGACUACUCGGGAGGAAUUUAUUACGAAAGAUGGGGUGAUGCUCCUAUUCAUACUAUGGCAGCAGCAUUCCUUUUGGAUAAGGAUCAAGUCCAUUAUGUUGAUAAUACUGGGUAUUAUCACUCGCCAAAUGGCCAGUGUCCGAUAAAUGCAGAAAUCAGAGAAAAAUUGGAAUGUGAUUGCUCACCAGAAUAUGAUUAUAACUGGCUGGAUGAUAGCUGCAUUCCUUUGUAUUACGAAAUUAACAAUAUGGAAAUGCCUGAUGAAGUCAGCGGCUUUAGUGGCUUGAAAACCCACAAAUAUGGGAAAGAGAAUUCUAAUCCUAUUGUCAAAGCAGGAUUCGAUGUUAUAUCUUAG